Molecule: messenger RNA, 2667 nt
Organism: Lactuca virosa
Lineage: Eukaryota; Viridiplantae; Streptophyta; Magnoliopsida; Asterales; Asteraceae
Source: the annotation of a GenBank genome assembly
GAAAUAAGACAACCAAAAUCAGAAGCAGCGAAACUGAUAAUCCCAGACUUCCAUGGCCAUCCUCACUGAAUUACCAGAAGAACAAGAAGCGGCAGUAACAUAUGAUGUUUUCCUGAGUUUCAGAGGGAAAGACACUCGACUAGGUUUUAUGGAUCAUCUCUACCAAGCUUUGGUGAACGAAAACAUCUCUACCUUUCUUGAUGAGGAAGAGGUUGAAACUGGGGAAGAACUUAAACCCGAGCUUGCAAGAGCUAUAAAAAGCUCUCGUGCGUCGAUAAUCGUCUUGUCUAGAAACUACGCAACUUCAACAUGGUGUCUGGAUGAGCUGGUGAUGAUCUUAGAGCAACGAAAGGUCUCUGAGCAUAUUGUUCUCCCCAUUUUUUACAACGUCGAGCCGACAUAUAUCAGGAAGCAAGAAAGCACUUUUGGAGAAGCGUUAUUUGAACACAAACAGAGGAUUGAGUCCGAAAAGGAUGUGGAGAAGAAAACUCAAGGUGCUCGUAAGUUGGAGAUGUGGACGAAAGGACUUACAGAGAUUGCUGAUUUGAAAGGAAAAGAUGCAACUGGAAGAAGAGAAACGGUGGUGAUUGAAGAAGUUGUGAAAGAAAUUAGUACUAGACUGGAACUACACUUGCAAAGGAGAAUCCCACACCUAAUUGGGAUGGAUGAUUCUAUUGAUACCAUCAGUUCCUGGUUAAAAAGAGGAUCUUCGGAAGCUGCUGAAAUUCUCACAAUUUGGGGAAUGCCCGGGAUCGGAAAAACAACAUUGGCAAAACAUAUGUAUAUGUUGCACUGCCAUGAAUUUGAAAGAAGUAGCUUUGUUGAAGGCAUUGGAAGAAUAUGUGCACAACAGACAUGUUGGCAACUAGAUUUGCAAAAACAGCUUCUUGGAGACAUUCUCAAGAAAAGAAAUAUUGAAGAACAUGAUGCAGAUCGGUGCACAUCUAAGGUUGAAAAGGCAUUAUCUAGGAAAAAGACACUUUUAGUUCUUGAUGAUGUUGAUAACUUUGAGCAACUGGAUGUGUUGAUUGGAACAAAAGGUAUUCAUCCAGGAAGCAAGAUUAUAGUAACAACCAAAGAUGGCUCCUUAACAGAAAAGUGUUCAUUGUUUCGUAUGAAAUUUCCUCCAAAACAUACAAAGCUUGCACUUCAUGGCUUAAGUGACACUGCAUCUAUGAGACUUUUAUGUUGGCAAGCAUUUGGAAACAAUGAUCCCAAGAAAGGUUAUGAGAAAGAAGCACAACAACUUGCAGAGUAUUGUGGAGGACAUCCAUUGGCUCUUAAAGUUUUGGGUAGUUCAUUAAUUAAUAAAGAUGCAUCCAUAUGGAGUGAUGUCCUUGAAAUGUUGGAGGCAAAAGGAUAUUUAACUGAUGUACAAGAAAGUGUACAAAAGGCUCUGCAAAUUAGCUUUGAUUCUUUAUCAGGGGACUGCAAAGAACUUUUUAAGCACAUUGCUUGCUUUUUUGUUGGAAAAGAAAGAGAAGUUACAGAAACAAUAUUAAGGGAAUGUGGGUUUCAAACAUCAUAUGGGAUCAACAAGCUCAUUGAUAGAUGUCUUCUCACAAUUGGAGGAAGAAAUGAGUUGAGGAUGCAUCAAUUGCUUCAAGAGAUGGGGAGAGAUUUAGUCCGCAAAGAAUCACCUGAAAAGCCAUGGAAGCAUAGUCGUGUAUGGAAACAUGAGGAGUCCCUCGAUUUGUUGAAAAAGGACAAGGGUACCCAAAGAAUUCAAGGUCUUAUCCUUGACACGAACUUAUUGAGAAAGGAGCAUAACUUCCAAAAUGAUGACGUGAACAAGAGUUUUAGAGCUGAUCAACCAAUCCAGAUGGUUUAUGAGUUCUUUCUAAGGAUUUGGUUGUUUUUUGCUCGGCUUCUCCUAAUGCUUUCAUCUUCUCAUUGCAAAAAGAUCAGAAGAUACGGAUACAGGAUUCAUACAGAUUUUCUCCUCCAAAGAAAGACCCAGUCCAGAUGAUUUAUGAAUUUGGAAUAUUUAACACAUGUUUUCCUGGGAAAGCAGUUCCAGAUUGGCUACCUCAUAAAAGCAAGGGUUCAUCAAUAUCAAUAUCAAUAGCCAUGACAUCGUCUUCAAUGAAUAAAUCGAUACAAGGAAUAAAUAUAAGCUUUUUGCAUACAUUUCGAGACACAAAAAAUUUAAGUCAUUUAAGAAUAAAAGUAGAGAAUGUGACAACAAAUCGCACCUGGAUAUAUUAUGGUCAUAUAUAUGCUGUGGGAGAAACUGAUGAAGAUGUAGUAUGGUUAAGUCAUUGGAUGUUUGGGGAGAAUGAGAUUAAAAAAUGGUGAUCAAGUUUGUGUUACAAUAUUAGAAAAUCCUUUGAGAAAUAAUGGAGUAAUGGUAAGAGAGUGUGCAAUCAGUCCUGUGUAUGUGUAUAAUACUGAUAAGGACAAUGAAGAGGAUCAUUUGAGUUAUUACAAGUCGUGGGAACAUAUUAUUGGUGAUGAUCUGUCCGCUUUUCAAUUACCCUCAGGAGAUUACUUUCUAAGCAAUUAUCGUUUUAUUUAUCCUACCCUUGUAUUUAAAAGACCUCUGCAAUUAUAAACUAAUUUUCUAAAGGUACACACUUAAUUUAAAAAUAUUUUUCCAUUUCCAAAUUUUAAUAGGUAAACUAAUGAGAUUAAUUAUUGCUCCUUAACAUUGAAUAUUGAUGAACU